Molecule: messenger RNA, 165 nt
Organism: Trichoderma citrinoviride
Lineage: Eukaryota; Fungi; Ascomycota; Sordariomycetes; Hypocreales; Hypocreaceae
Exons: 1
Source: RefSeq, a predicted model, not a curated record
GCGGUGAAAGGCGGCUCAACGGCCGAGGUCCACUACCAUGCAUCACUGGCUCCGCUUCGGCGGGGUCGGUUGCUUAGCCAGCGACAUCCACCGCGCGAUAAGCGUCUUAUCAAACCAUCCCGAUUGGCCAACACCGGCAAGUGGGGACUCCGCUGGAUGGUUUGA